Molecule: messenger RNA, 2838 nt
Organism: Dujonia railenensis
Lineage: Eukaryota; Fungi; Ascomycota; Pichiomycetes; Serinales; Debaryomycetaceae
Source: the annotation of a GenBank genome assembly
AUGUUUAAUCCUAGUCUAGGCUGGCAAAAGCUACAAGAUGUGUAUUAUUUUCUUAGACCGUGCUACGAAUCCCUCAAUUGGUCUAUCACAAACCUUUACCAAAAUAAUAAUGUAAAGAUAUCUCCGCAAUCAACAUUGCUUGCCAUUACGUCAAAACAUGUACCGCAUCCCACUAUUAUAGAUAUAUAUAGUAUUUCCGGAGUGAAGCUUUGCUUCUUCGCUUAUAAUAGUCGUCCAGGAGACCAUAUUGUAGACUUUGCUUUCAAGGAUGAGGACUUGGUUGUGGUGUUAAGUAGUUUAAAGUUUAGAUACUAUAAAGAUUUCCAGGGCAAUUUCAAUGAGUACGAAUUCACCAGUGAUUUGAUACAUUUGGCUGAUGUUAACGGAAACGUAGAUGAAGAUAAGCAUGCUGAAGUAGAGGAGACAGAAAUUCACUCAAUUGAUGAAGUAUUGGAGGUGAAAGUGUUUGGGACUUUCUUGGUUAUCAAGUUAGAAACUUCAUUUAUCAUUACCGAUUUGACCAACUUCAAGAACUACACAAUUCCGUUCGAUAAAUUGUUUCAGUCUGCAUCUUCUUCAUCGCUUCAUUUCUUCGACAUACUUUCAUUAACGCAGGAUUCGUUGACCCUCCUUGUAAGUUACGAUGUAUCCAUUUUCACCAUCAAGAUGGAUCUACUUGUACAGGAAUUUGAAGUGACCGACGAAGGUUUAACAGAGGGACCGUUCGAUCAAAUCUCAAGUUCUCCAAAUGGAAUGUUGGUUUCCUUGUAUAAUGCUAAAGAAUCUAAGAUUUUCGUCAUCAACAGUAAAUUUGACCAAGUACUUUUGGAAUAUGAUACGUCCAAUGAAUUGUACAGUCCAUAUCAAGUUGGUUGGUGUGGGAAUGAUGCUAUUAUAUUAUCUUUACGUGAUGAGAUCAAAUUGAUUGGACCGGGCCAAAAAUCGAUUUCGUUUUAUUACGAUUUGGAUGGCGAUGAUGACAUGUUUGCUGAUGGGUCCAAACAACAAGCCGAUGAUCUAGGAUCUAUAACUGUACCUAUCCUUAAAUCAGAAGUGGAUGGAUUGAAAAUAAUUACUUCUUCCAAAGUAGAGUUUAUCUCAAGAGUGCCAGAAACAAGUCUUUCCUUAUAUCAGAUUGGAUCUUCCUCACCUUCUUCGAUCUUAUUAGAUUGUAUCGACAAACUUUCACAGCAUUCUCCAAAGGCUGAUACAAAUAUUUCAUUAUUAAAAUCUGACAACUCUCUACAAUUGGCAAUGAACGAAUGUCUUCAAGCAUCUCUUGAUGAAUUUCAGCCAUUCUGGCAGAAGAAAUUACUAAGAGCAGUUUCGUUUGGAAAGGUGUAUAUUGACGAUGGAAGCUAUGACGCCGAUGAAUACCUUCAAAUCGUAUCAUACUUGAAAGUCCUAAAUCAGAUUCGAUCGCCUGACGUUGGUAUCUUUAUUACUUACAAAGAACUACUUCAAAUAGGUUGGUCUGGGAUAAUUGACAUGCUCCUCAAAAGAAAUCUUCACUUUUUAGCUCUUAAAGUAAUAGGUCUCAUUAAGCAGGAUGAGUUCAUCGAAAAGGUAUAUAUCCAUUGGUGUUGCUACAAAAUUACCAAAGAACUCAACAUGAGUGAUGUAGAACUAUUUGCAAUCAUUGCUAAAAAGUUGAAAGAGUAUGCAACGUCUUCGCAAGACCAGCAACAUCUGAGGCUGCAGAAGCAAAAAAUUUACAAGAAUCUUAUAAGCGUUGAUGAAAUUUCUGAAGUCUCAUUCCAAGAGGGUAGAAUUGAGCUUUGCAAGCUUCUAAUCAAUUUGGAACCUUCCAUUUUGAAGAAGAUCAACAGUUUCGUCAUUUUGGGAGACUUGGAAUUAGCGUUGAUUAAGUCAUUUCAAACUGGUGACUUUGACUUGUCUACAUUAAUAUUAUUACAACUUCAAGACUCUCUCUCUCCGGUCCAGUUUUUCAAGAUCUUGAACCAAAAUGAGCAAAAGGGUGGAGGAAUUACCGAUACAUCAUUGAAUGAAAUAAGUAACUAUGAUGAUAUCAAAGAUUUUUUACAUCUUUCUGACGAUAAAAAUCUAUUUAUCCAUGGUGACUUAAUCAGUAAUUUUUGGAUUGAAAGUAUUGGAAAGGAAAACAAUAAUCUUCUCAAAUCUUACUAUGAUAUGGAAGACAAACAAUUUCCAGCUAAAGAAGUUCUUCGAAAGGAGGAAAAUCAAGAAAUAAGUAAGAGAAGGCAGCUAUUGACAAAAUUUAUCCACUCCUCCUCUACUCCUAAAAAGGAUAUCCCUGCUUAUGAGUACGAGUUACACUUUCUAAAUUUAAAAAGCAAAUUGGUUGAAACGUACCAAGAUGAAUCUUUCUUAGAAGAAAAAUCGAUACUUUCUAUCCUUACCAAGUUAGUAUUAAUGAAUCAAAUUAAGGCAGCUACCAAGAUAUCUCGUGAAUUUAAAGUUAGUAAGGAAAAGUUUUGGUGGUUAGCGUUAGAAGUUCUAACAAAGGCAGAAAAGUUCGAUACUUUGUACCAAUUUAUAACAUCUUCAUCAAGUUCACCUUCUUCUCUAUCGGAUCUAAAGUCCCCUAUCGGAUUUCAAGCAAUUGUUGAUAGAUGUUUUGCCUUCAGCGCACCAGCUUCUCACCUUUCUGUAUACAUAAAAAAUUGCACGAAUAUUCAUUAUACCGAGAAGAUCAAAUUACUUAUCAAGAAUAAGGAUUUGUUGCUGGCUGCAGCAGAAGCCUACAGAUUCAAGGAUGUUGAAUUUUUGCAUGCAAUUCAAGAAAAGGCAAACAGAGAGGGUAAUGCACAAGUGGUGAAUACUAUUAAGACAUACAUAAGUAGACUAGGAUAUUAG